CUCUUAACAAACACACUCACUCACUCACUCCCUGAUUUAACUCCCUCACACACUCGCACUCACUCUCUCCGCAUUCACUAACCCACAAACACCAAUUUAAUGCUUCUCAUCAACAAACCGUGAAUCUAGCACACAUUAAACCAUUCAUCUUCUCCAUCCAUUUUUAACAAACUCGCACACCGACGCUUCACUUUCCAUAUCUGCAUCUGAUUUUUCAGUAAAAAAUGGAGCUCAGUAAGGUCACACUCGAGAUCUUCUCUAAGUUAGAGCAAAACUGGCUAUCUCACUGCGAGAAUUCUAAAAAAACUCGCCUUCUUAGCAUUGACGGCGGCGGAACCACCGGCAUUGUCUCCGGUGCUUCUCUUAUUCACCUUGAGGAUCAGAUCCGUAUCAAAAUCGGUGAUCCUAACGCUCGCAUUGCCGAUUUUUUUGAUAUUAUUGUCGGUACUGGAAUCGGCGGGCUCCUCGCUGCUAUGCUUGCUGCUGAUGACGGCUCUGGCCGUCCUUUGUUCUCUGCUAAAGAAGCGGUUUCGUUUCUAUCUGAGAAAAACUCAGAGCUGUUUAAACAAACUGGCGGUGGAUUUUUCCUCCGCGGACGGAGGAGAUUCUCCGCUAAGAGUAUGGAGAAGACUCUGAAAGAAGCGUUGAGAAGAGAAGACGGUGAGAUCUUGACGUUAAAAGACACGUGUAAGCCUCUGCUUAUUCCUUGCUUCGACUUAAACAGCUCUGCUCCUUUCGUUUUCUCCCGAGCCGACGCGUCCGAGUCAGCGAGUUUCAACUUCGACCUCUGGAAAGCUUGCCGCGCUACGCUAGCAACUCCUAGUCUUUUCAAACCGUUUAAGUUAACGUCCGUUGACGGCGUAACAUCUUGCUGUGCCAUUGACGGUGGUUUAGUGAUGAAUAACCCCACGGCUGCGGCGGUUACGCAUGUUCUCCAUAAUAAACGGGAUUUUCCGUCUGUUAAUGGAGUUGAGGACCUUUUAGUUCUGUCAUUAGGUAACGGUCCGUUAAGUGAAUCCUUAAGUAAAAAAAGUUUACGCAGUAACGGUGAAUGCCAGACGUCUUGCGUCGUUAAUAUUGCACUCGACGGCGUUUCUGAGACGGUUGACCAGAUGUUAGGGAACGCAUUUUGCUGGAACCGAACAGACUACGUUAGAAUUCAGGCAAACGGAUUGAUGAAUGCUGACGGAGUGUUGAAACAGAGAGGCGUAGAAUCGUUACCGUUUGGCGGGAAGCGGUUAUUAACGGAGAGUAACGGAGAAAGAAUUGAGAGUUUUGUGCAACGUCUUGUUGCUUCAGGAAGGAGUAGCUUGCCUCCUAGUCCCUGCAAGGAUUCCGCCGUUAGUCCUCUAGUUAACGGACGUUAGUGUAGUGUGUAAUUUGUAUUUUUGUUUUUAACCCUUUUGUAACCAACCCUCAGGUUUACUUUUAACUGGGAGUUAAAUGAGUAUUGGUUAAAAUUGAUUA
Molecule: messenger RNA, 1467 nt
Organism: Mercurialis annua (annual mercury)
Lineage: Eukaryota; Viridiplantae; Streptophyta; Magnoliopsida; Malpighiales; Euphorbiaceae
Product: probable inactive patatin-like protein 9
Exons: 2
Coding region: 225-1367 (380 amino acids)
Biological process (GO): lipid metabolic process
Source: RefSeq, a predicted model, not a curated record